This is a messenger RNA of Penicillium olsonii, 1731 nucleotides long. Lineage: Eukaryota; Fungi; Ascomycota; Eurotiomycetes; Eurotiales; Aspergillaceae. The record is from the annotation of a GenBank genome assembly.
AUGGCUGGCAGUACGCUAGCAAUGCGCUCCAUGGCUUUCAAACAGCUGUCGGCGAUGUCCCGUCGCUCGAUGUCGACAUCGCAGCUGGCCCUUCGUGCUCAAUCACUUCGUCCCGUCUCCCAGUCCGUGUCGCGCGUCUGUCGUCGCAGCUACGCCGAUGCCGCUCCCACUCCCUCGCCUGCUCCCCAACCCAAGAAGCGCUUCCGGUUCCUCCGCUGGGCCUGGCGAUUGACUUGGCUCUCCGCUAUUGGUCUCACUGGUACCGUCGCAUACAGCAUCUUCGAACUCCGCUCUCCUCCGGAUCAGUCUCCGCCUGACCCAACCAAGAAGACCCUGGUCAUCCUCGGAACUGGCUGGGGCUCCGUCUCUCUGCUGAAGAAGCUGGACACUGAAAACUACAAUGUCAUCGUCGUCUCUCCCCGUAACUACUUCCUGUUCACUCCCCUGCUGCCCUCAUGUACCACCGGUUUGAUCGAGCACCGCUCGAUCAUGGAGCCCAUCCGCAACAUUCUGCGCCACAAGAAGGCCGGCGUGACUUUCUACGAAGCCGAAGCUACCAAGAUCGACUACGAGAAGCGCGUUGUCUACAUCAGUGACGAUUCCGAAAUCAAGGGUGAUAUCUCGCACACCGAGGUUCCCUUCGACAUGCUUGUGAUCGGUGUUGGUGCCGAGAACGCGACCUUUGGUAUUCCCGGUGUUCGCGAGAACUCUUGCUUCCUGAAGGAGGUUGGUGACGCUCAGAACAUUCGUAAGCGCAUUAUGGACUGUAUCGAGACUGCUUGUUUCAAGGACCAGACCGAGGAGGAGGUCAAGCGUCUGCUGCACAUGGUUGUGGUUGGCGGUGGCCCCACUGGUGUCGAGUUUGCCGGUGAAUUGCAAGAUUUCUUCAACGAUGACCUGAAGAAGUGGAUCCCCGAGAUCAAGGACAACUUCCAGAUCACUCUCGUGGAAGCUCUCCCCAACGUUCUGCCCAUGUUCUCCAAGCAACUGAUUGACUACACCGAAUCCACCUUCAAGGAGGAGGCUAUCACUAUUCGCGCCAAGACCAUGGUGAAGGAGGUCACUGAUAAGCACAUCAGAGCCGAGGUCACCAAGCCCGACGGAUCCAAGGAAAUCGAAACUAUCCCCUACGGUCUUCUCGUCUGGGCUACCGGUAACGCUGUUCGCAGCGUCGUCCGCGAUCUCAUGAACCAGCUCCCUGCCCAAGCCGAGUCCCGCCGUGGUCUCCUCGUCAACGAAUACCUCGUUGUGAACGGUACCGAAAACGUCUGGGCCGUCGGUGACUGCGCUAUUGCAAACUACGCCCCCACUGCCCAGGUCGCCGGCCAGGAAGGUGCCUUCCUCGGCCGUCUCUUCAACACCAUGGCCAAGAGCGAGGCUCUCGAGAAGGAGCUCGAGAACCUCUCCGACGCCCAGUCCGCCGCCAAGGGCGACGAGGCCCGCAACCAGAUCCUCGACGAGAUCCGUGAGCGCCAGAAGCAGCUCCGCCGCAACAAGCAGAUCGGUCCCUUCCAGUACUCCCACCAGGGUUCCUUGGCCUACAUCGGCAAGGAGCGUGCUGUGGCCGAUAUCAGCUGGCUGAGCGGCAACAUUGCCAGCGGUGGUACCAUGACCUACCUGUUCUGGCGCAGCGCCUACCUGAGCAUGUGUUUCAGCACCCGCAACCGCGUUCUCGUCUGUGUUGACUGGGUCAAGGCCCGUCUCUUCGGCCGUGACGUCUCCCGCGAGUAA